AUGGGUUCAAUCCCAAACGUAAAUCCAAAUCUUAAUUCUACUCGCAAUCUUAAUUCCAGCGCUAAUUCCCACCCCAAUCCUCAAUCCAAGUCCAGUGCCAUGCCCAGUACUAAUCUCAAUUCCAAUUCUUAUCUCAAUCCCAACCUCAAUGCUUAUCCUUAUUCUAAUUCCAAAGGCAAACCCGAUCUUGAUCCCGAGCCUAAUCCUAAGCCCAGUCUCUAUUCUAGUCCCAAUCUCAAUUCCAACCCUAAUUUUAUUUCAAAUCCCGAAUUUCUCCUUAUGCUUAUCCCAAUCCCUCAUCUGUAUCCUAGUUCCAAUCCCAAUCUCAAUCCUAAUCCUUAUCUUUAUUCCAAUCUUAAUCCUAAUCCUAAUGCAAAUCCCAAUUCCAAUUUCAUUUCUAUUCACAAUCCCAAUUCUAAUCGAAAUCCCGAUCCCGAUCGCGAUCCCGAUCCCGAUCCCGAUUUCAAUGCUAAUCCCAGUCUCAAUUUCAAUCCCAAUCGCAAUCCCAAGCCCAGUGUUAGUUCCAAUACCAAUCCUAAUUCCAAAUCCAAUUUCAAACCUAAUCCUAAUUCUAAUUAUCAUUACAAUUCUUGUGCGAAUACCAAUUCCGAUUCCGAUUCUGAUCCCGAUUCAGAUUCUGAUUCCGAUUCAGAUCCCAAUCACAAUCCCAAUGCCAAUCCCAGUCCUAAUCCCAAUCCAAACUUACUACCAACCUAA
Wyeomyia smithii (pitcher-plant mosquito) is the source of this 717-nucleotide messenger RNA. RefSeq names its product circumsporozoite protein-like. The transcript has 3 exons. Bases 1 to 717 code for a protein of 238 amino acids. The record is from RefSeq and is a predicted model, not a curated record. NCBI's taxonomy places the organism in Eukaryota, Metazoa, Arthropoda, Insecta, Diptera, Culicidae.